AUGCAGCGACAACAGCAGCAUCACGAACAGCACGCAGAUUCCGUACCAGGGGUUUCCAUCUUGCGUCCUCUCAGUGGCCUCGACAGCAACCUCUUCUCCAAUCUAUCCUCGUCGUUUAUGCAGGACUAUCCGAACUCGCGCUUCGAGGUUAUUCUCUCCAUCCGCGACAGUACAUCUACCGAGUCGCAAAAGGUACUCAACGUCGCUCGCAUGGUGGUGGCAGCCCAUCCCCAUAUCGACGCCCGCAUCAUUGUCGGUGAUCACUUUGCAGGCGUAAAUCCAAAGAUCAACAACCUCGUUCGCUCUUACGCUGCUUCCAAGUACGACAUCCUCUGGAUCGUCGACAGUCAGGUCUGGUCUCCCUCGGGCGCACUGGCGCGCGCUGUCGACGAUCUCUGCGCCGAUCCUCACAGCCGUCCUCGUCCUUCGCCAUCAUGGCUUUCACGAAAUACCCACGGCGAUCGCGUCGGCCUCGUUCAUCACGUUCCAUUUGCCGUGCUGCCUAGCACAUCUUGGGGCUCGAGGAUCGAACGCGUCUUUCUGUCUACCACCCACGCCAAGAUGUACCUUGCUCUCAACGCCCUCUCGAUCGAUUCCUGCGUCAUGGGCAAGAGCAACAUGUACCGCAAAUCCGAUCUCGCCUGCGUUCCCGAUUCGUAUUUCAACGUCUCUCAGAACGGCAGCCAGGGCGAAGAGGGCGCUAUCGGCAGCUUUGCAUUCUCGCACAACUCUCAAGACUCGCAGUUCUCCAGAAUCAGCAGAUCAGCCUCACCGUCAGAUCAAGGCGUGCCUCCCAGCUCGAAUCACCUCGAGCUGUCCAACGAACAGGUCAAGGAUCUCUCGCGUCCCUUUGCGCGUUUCUCGAUCUACUUGGCAGAGGAUAAUAUGCUGGCUCAGUCGCUCUGGAAUCCACCGCUCAAUCUGUCGCAUACCUUGUCCUCCUCCGACCUCGCCUAUACAUCGGUUGGCGACAUUCGCACUCUGGCCGACUACACACGUCGUCGCAUGCGAUGGAUCCGUGUGCGUAAAUAUAUGUGGCUCGCGCCGACUUUGCUCGAGCCCUUGACCGAAUCCAUCAUUUCUGGUCUCGUCGGCUGGUUUGCCAUUUCCACGCUCUUGCUCCCAAGCGUUUUGGGUGUGUCGAGGCCUUUGCCCGUAUGGAGUCAUUUGCUCUUCUUCUGCGUUCAUUUUGGUGCUUGGUUCCUGGUCGACUACACCGUCUUCCAGCGUCUCUCGGUGGCGCACGAGUUUCUCGCAUGCAAUCCGGGCGUAGACAAUGCCGACACGAUGAGUGUCGUCGAGUUCGCGGCUGCAUGGGCCAUGCGCGAAGCUCUUGCGCUUCCCAUUUGGGCGUGGGCCAUCAAGGGCAGCACCGUCUCGUGGCGCGACCGAACCUAUCGCAUCCUCAAAGGCGGACGCGCUGCUGUCGUCGCCUCGCCGUCGUCCGGCGCGUCCAAAUCGAGGUCGAGACGGUCUCAGGCCAGCUCUCCGCACAGCGAGGAUCUCGAUCCACUUCUGCAUUCAGGCCGUUGA
Messenger RNA from Sporisorium graminicola, 1533 nucleotides. RefSeq lists its product as uncharacterized. The record is from RefSeq and is a predicted model, not a curated record. The transcript has a single exon. Gene Ontology annotation, cellular component: membrane. Gene Ontology annotation, molecular function: ceramide glucosyltransferase activity. Gene Ontology annotation, biological process: glucosylceramide biosynthetic process. Lineage: Eukaryota; Fungi; Basidiomycota; Ustilaginomycetes; Ustilaginales; Ustilaginaceae. The coding region runs from base 1 to 1533 and encodes 510 amino acids.